Molecule: messenger RNA, 1734 nt
Organism: Phytophthora sojae
Lineage: Eukaryota; Oomycota; Peronosporomycetes; Peronosporales; Peronosporaceae
Product: WD-40 domain-containing protein
Exons: 5
Coding region: 1-1734 (577 amino acids)
Biological process (GO): intraciliary transport
Cellular component (GO): cytoplasmic dynein complex; ciliary plasm
Molecular function (GO): dynein heavy chain binding; dynein light chain binding
Source: RefSeq, a predicted model, not a curated record
AUGUUCCAGGACGUGACGUUGGGUAGUGCGCGCUUCAAGGCCAAGCGGACCAAGCAGGUCGCCGAGGUUUUCUCGCAAACGGUGGAGAUCGAGAUGUUCGAUGAGGAGGCUCAGACGGACGACGCCACCGCCUCAGCCUCCACCCAAACAGGUCAAGAGAAACAAGCACCAGCUAGAGGGAAGGGCAAGGAUGCAGCGUCCGACACUCAGGAAGAAGACCAGCGACGGGUAUCGGAGUGUCUGCAGAAUGUGGGCGGGCUCAUGCUGCGAGAAAUGGCCAAGAACGGCCACACCAGCUCCUGCUUCAGUGGCUUGGAGCGGUACUUGGAGGAGUCGGAAGAGAAGAACGUCAGCAAGCUGUUUCGACUGCAGUUCGACUAUGACACGUACUUCCAGCCGCAGCAAGCGACUGCAACAUCAAAUGGCGCUGGUGCUCCAUCUUCGCUACGACUUUCGUGCACUGGAGUGUCAUGGAAUGCGACGGGAUCCGUCAUUGCAGUGGCGUACGGACGCUUCGAUCACUCUGGCUGGUGCAACUACCGCUCGGCACUUUGCCUGUGGAAUGUCUUCCAGAGCGACCUCAAUCCGCAGAAACCCUCGCUCGUGCUCGAAACUUCGAGCGGACUCAUGUGCGUUGCCUUCCACCCGCAAAGCCCGUCGAUUGUCGCCGCUGGGUCUUUCAACGGAGAGGUUUUCGUCUGGGACACCGAACCAGUCGACUAUCGAUUUUUCUCGUCAGGAAUCGGCGACUACUUCCACCGUGAACCUGUCACCAAGGUCGCCUGGGUCUACGACAUUCAAACCAACGACUACAACGUUGCGAGUGUCAGUGGCGACGGCAAAAUUCUCUUUUGGAGAGUUAAAGACAAACUUGCCUUCCCUGUUGAGGGCUACGUCAUGCACUUACCAGGCGCUAAUGGUGGUAAGAGCAACAAUGAUGAAACCCGCUCUCCAGUCAUCGGCGGCAAAGCUCUCGCUUUCAGCAGCAUCGACAAGGCCAGUCGCGCCUUCGUAGUGGGGUCUGAAGGCGGGGUUGUCGCUCGGUGUUUCGCCAAGGCUGCGUCCAACGUCCGCUCGUCGGACUUCAAGGGCGAGAAGAAGUGGACGGCAACCGCAGCUCGCCUGGUCAUGAAGCUACCCGCAUCCAAAGUCCCAGCAGCUCGACGCCAAGUGGAAGCGUACGCGUCUGCCAAGCGCAGCAAAGAGGUGACCCUCGCCACUGUAUACGAAGCGAGGCUGGAUCCGGCAACGAUCUUCCCCAGCGCGAUGGACUUCGUCUUCGAGCCUCACACAGCUCCAGUGUACGACGCGAGCUUCUCGCCAUUCCGCAAGAGUCUGUUCCUCACUGCAUCUGCUGAUGGUACGACCCGUGUGUACUCAACAUUGCAGCGCGAAUUGCUGCUUUCUGUCGAUGUCACACCUUCAGCAGCUUACCUCUACGCUGCGGAGUGGUCGCGUACUCGUCCGAUGGUUUUCGCCGCAGCCAGCGAGGAUGGCAACGUCUAUGUCUUCGACCUGAAAGUCGAUCGCGUUAGCCCCGUGCUGAUCAUCAGCGGCAAAGACCCGACAGCGAGUGCGCCGAUGUUUGCUCUUGACUUUAACCCAAGACAGCGCAACUUCCUCGCCGCGGGUGACUCUGCCGGUACCGUGCACAUCUGGAAGCUGUCGUGGCAGCUCGCCAAUUUCCAGACUGGAGAAAACGAGAUGCUAGAGGCGCUCGAGCUCAGCAGCUAG